AUGCUAUGCGACUUUUUUUAUCCACAAUUAGGUGGGGUGGAGUUUCAUAUAUAUCACUUGUCGCAGAAGCUAAUAGAUUUGGGUCACUCUGUGAUUAUUAUAACACACGCUUACAAAGAUCGGGUUGGCGUACGGCAUCUUACAAAUGGUUUGAAGGUCUAUCACGUACCAUUUUUUGUGAUUUUUAGAGAGACGACCUUUCCGACUGUUUUUUCAACAUUCCCAAUAAUUAGGAAUAUUCUUCUCAGAGAGCAGAUCCAAAUCGUUCAUUCCCAUGGCAGUGCUUCCACUUUCGCUCAUGAGGGAAUUCUUCACGCUAAUACUAUGGGAUUGAGAACUGUAUUCACAGACCACUCACUCUACGGUUUCAAUAAUUUGACCUCGAUUUGGGUGAACAAACUACUGACUUUUUCUUUGACAAAUAUAGACAGAGUUAUAUGUGUCUCCAACACAUGCAAAGAGAAUAUGAUCGUCAGAACAGAAUUAAAACCGGAUAUAAUUUCGGUAAUUCCUAAUGCGGUAGUCAGUGAAGAUUUCAAGCCAAGAGACCCCAUUCAUAGCGAGAGAAGACAAGGUAAGGAUAAGAUAGUGAUCGUGGUUAUUGGUAGACUCUUUCCAAACAAGGGGUCCGAUUUACUUACUCGCAUAAUUCCGAAAGUUUGCUCCUCACAUGAAGAUGUGGAAUUUAUAGUUGCCGGUGAUGGCCCAAAGUUUAUUGAUUUUCAACAAAUGAUCGAAAGUUAUAGACUACAAAGACGUGUACAGCUUUUGGGGUCUGUUCCACAUGAGAAAGUGAGAGAUGUACUGUGUCAGGGUGAUAUAUAUUUACACGCUAGUUUGACGGAGGCGUUUGGCACAAUUUUAGUAGAGGCUGCAUCCUGCAAUUUGCUGAUUGUAACGACCCAAGUCGGAGGAAUUCCCGAAGUUUUACCAAAUGAGAUGACGGUUUAUGCCGAACAGACAUCUGUUUCCGAUCUUGUCCAGGCAACAAAUAAGGCGAUUAACAUUAUAAGAAGCAAGACUUUAGAUACAUCUUCUUUUCAUGAUAGCGUUUCUAAAAUGUACGACUGGAUGGAUGUCGCCAAAAGGACAGUCAGCAUAUACACUGAUAUCUCUUCUACUUCGCCCGCAGAUAAUAAGGAUUGGAUGAAAAUGGUGGCAAAUCUUUACAAAAGAAACGGAAUUUGGGCCAAGCACCUCUAUUUAUUAUGUGGUAUUGUAGAGUACAUGCUUUUUUUUCUUCUAGAAUGGUUGUACCCAAGAGAUGAAAUUGAUCUAGCUCCCAAAUGGCCCAAGAAAACAAAAUGUAAGGAGCAAGUGGAAGCAAAAAGAAUUUAG
Messenger RNA from Saccharomyces kudriavzevii IFO 1802, 1338 nucleotides. RefSeq names its product phosphatidylinositol N-acetylglucosaminyltransferase SPT14 (gene SPT14). NCBI's taxonomy places the organism in Eukaryota, Fungi, Ascomycota, Saccharomycetes, Saccharomycetales, Saccharomycetaceae. Gene Ontology annotation, biological process: GPI anchor biosynthetic process. Bases 1 to 1338 code for a protein of 445 amino acids. The transcript has a single exon. Gene Ontology annotation, cellular component: glycosylphosphatidylinositol-N-acetylglucosaminyltransferase (GPI-GnT) complex. The record is from RefSeq and is a predicted model, not a curated record. Gene Ontology annotation, molecular function: phosphatidylinositol N-acetylglucosaminyltransferase activity.